AUGGACCUGAGCGCGGCCGCCGCGCUGUGCCUCUGGCUGCUGAGCGCCUGCCGCCCCCGCGACGGGCUCGAAGCCGCCGCGGUGCUGCGAGUGGCGGGGGCAGGGCCGGCCGAGGGCCCGGGGGGCGGCGGCGGCGGCGGGCGCACCCUCGUCGCGGCUGCGGGCGCCUCUGCUGCCCCGGCCGCCGCGGCUCCCGGGGCCCGCGCCUCGCGCCGCGCCGCCGGCUCCGGCUUCAGGAACGGCUCGGUGGUGCCGCACCAGUUCAUGAUGUCGCUUUACCGGAGCCUGGCCGGGAGGGCUCCGGCCGGGGCCGCCGCCGCCUCCUCCGCGGGCUCUGGCCGCCACGGCCGCGCGGACACCAUCACCGGCUUCGCGGACCAGGCGACCCAAGACGAAUCGGCAGCCGAGACCGGCCAGAGGUUCCUGUUCGACCUGUCCAGCCUGGCCGACGCGGACGAGGUGGUGGGCGCGGAGCUGCGCGUGCUGCGCCGCGAGCCCCCGGAGCACGGCCGCGGCCCGCCGGCGCCCCCGCCGCUGCUGCAGCUGUCCACGUGCCCCGACGCCGCGCGCGCGCCGAGCCUGCUGCACUCUCGGGCCGCCGAGCCCCUGAGCGGGGAGCGCUGGGAGGUGUUCGACGUGGCGGACGCCGUCCGGAGCCACCGCCGGGAGCCGCGCGCCCCCCGCACGUUCUGCCUGUGGUUGCGCGCGGCGGCGGGUCCGGCGCGGGGGCCGCUGGCGCUGGGACGCCUGGGCUUCGGCGCUCGCGGCGGCGGCGGCGCGGCGGCGGAGGAUCGCGCGCUGCUGGUGGUGUCCUCCCGCACGCAGAGAAAGGAGAGCCUGUUCCGAGAGAUCCGCGCCCAGGCCCGCACCCUCGGGGCCGCGCCGGCCGCCGAACAGCCGCCCGACCCGGGACCCGGCGCCGGGGCGCUGACUGCUGUCCUUGGCGGUCGCAGGAGGCGGCGGACCGCGCUGGCUGGGGCCCGGGCUGCGCCGGGCGGCGGCGGCGGCGGGGGCGCGGGCCGCGGCCACGGGCGCCGGGGCCGGACCCGCUGUAGCCGCAAGCCGCUGCACGUGGACUUUAAGGAGCUGGGCUGGGAUGACUGGAUCAUCGCGCCGCUGGACUACCAAGCGUACCACUGCGAGGGCGUCUGCGACUUCCCGCUGCGCUCGCACCUCGAGCCCACCAACCACGCCAUCAUCCAGACGCUGCUCAACUCCAUGGCGCCCGACGCGGCGCCGGCCUCCUGCUGCGUGCCCGCGCGCCUCAGCCCCAUCAGCAUCCUCUACAUCGACGCCGCCAACAACGUGGUCUACAAGCAAUACGAGGACAUGGUGGUGGAGGCGUGCGGCUGCAGGUAG
Molecule: messenger RNA, 1359 nt
Organism: Myotis myotis
Lineage: Eukaryota; Metazoa; Chordata; Mammalia; Chiroptera; Vespertilionidae
Gene: GDF7
Product: growth differentiation factor 7
Exons: 2
Coding region: 1-1359 (452 amino acids)
Biological process (GO): SMAD protein signal transduction; BMP signaling pathway
Cellular component (GO): extracellular region
Molecular function (GO): growth factor activity; cytokine activity
Source: RefSeq, a predicted model, not a curated record